Molecule: messenger RNA, 6288 nt
Organism: Paralichthys olivaceus (Japanese flounder)
Lineage: Eukaryota; Metazoa; Chordata; Actinopteri; Pleuronectiformes; Paralichthyidae
Source: RefSeq, a predicted model, not a curated record
AAUCAAAUGCAACGGGCGGGAUUUGAAAAACGGCGGAGAAAGUCACUUCUGGUGCGCUUAGCAACAGUCUCAUAGGCAUAGCCGCAUAUCUAGUUUAUUAUAAAGUAAUUAAUGUAUGACCAUUUUAAUGCGGCGACUGAACUUUAAAAAUGACAGAAGAGUCCGCUGUUAAAGUUUGUGUUCGAGUACGUCCGCUUAUUGCGAGGGAAGAAAGUGCAGCAUCAGAGAAUGCAGAGUCUGUCCAGCUGUUCUGGAAAACCGAUAAGAAAUCAAUUCAUCAGAUCGAUGAUGGGAAUUCCACCAAGACCUUCAGUUUUGAUCGAGUAUUCACAGCUGAAGAAACAACCAAUCAGCUGUACCAGGACAUUGCAAAGCCCCUGGUUGUUUCCACUGUUGAGGGAUACAAUGGAACCAUAUUUGCUUACGGGCAGACUUCUUCUGGAAAGACCUUUACCAUGAUGGGGAGUGACCAUAUACCUGGAGUGAUACCGCUGGCUGUGGAAGAUGUUUUCCAAACCAUUAAAAAUUGUCCAAAGAAGGAGUUCCUCCUCAGGGUGUCUUAUAUGGAAAUCUACAACGAGACUGUGACUGAUCUGCUUGUUGACAGCUGGAAGCGAAAACCACUGGAAGUCAGAGAGACAAUAAAUAAAAACAUCUACGUGGCUGACCUGACCGAGGAGCUGGUUAUAUCUCCUGCACAAGCCCUAGCCUGGAUUCGGAAAGGAGAAAAGAACCGCCACUAUGGAAAAACUAAAAUGAACCAGCGGAGCAGUCGCUCACACACUAUUUUCCGAAUGAUCCUUGAAAGCCGAGAAAGGAGCGACGUAGCAUCAGGUGAAAAUGCAGAUGGUGCUAUUAUUGUGUCUCAUUUGAAAGCGGGUUUCACAAACUACAGAGACAGUAAGCUAACCCGCAUCCUGCAGAACUCCUUGGGUGGUAACGCCAAAACGGUCAUCAUCUGUACCAUCACUCCUGUCACUCUAGAUGAGACCCUCAGCACUUUACAGUUUGCCAGCACUGCAAAGAAAAUGAAGAACGACCCCCACGUGACAGAGGUGUCUGAUGACGGAGCUCUGCUCAAAAGGUAUCGCAAUGAAAUUGUUGACCUGAAGCGACGACUUCACGAGGUAUCUUCAGUGACACAGACUACAGUGACUGAGAAGGAGGUUCUCUCCCAACUGCUUCAAGAAAAAGAUAGUCUCCAGAGAGAACAAGAGGACAGAAUCAAAAACCUGACCAAACUACUUGUCACCAGCACCAACCAGGUUCCUGUUAAAAAGAUGCCUAAGCGCAGAGUUACAUGGGGAGGAAAGAUGCUCAGACUUGCAACUUCAUCUGCCUGUGGUGAUUCAUCUAACCUAAGCUUUGCAGAAUCUUUCACUCGUAAGAGGAAAGCUGAUCGCUCCUGCCUUAUGGAGCUGACUGAAGAUGACGAGGAAUUUGAAGCUAACUGGGAGAUUCCUGAUGAGCCAUCAGAUGACAUGGAAAUCAGUCAAAGCUCUGUGACUGUGCGAAGCUUUGGGGACAGUCCCAAAGACUAUACCUCCCCAGACUGGAUGCGUGACUUUUCAGGGAAAGAGGAGGCCAUGACUAAAGUCGAAUCAUUGGAAGGCAGAGUUGCAGAGCUGGAGCUGCAACUGCAAACAGAGGCCCAGCAGAAACAGGAAGCCUUGGAGAAAGUAGACACAUCAGAAAAGAGGGCAGCAGAGAUGGAGCAGCAGCAACAAAGCGAAGCACAGCAGAAGCUCGAGGCCAAGGAGAAGGUGCUGAUGUUGGAAUUGAGAGUGGCAGACCUGGAGAGACAGCUGGAAGAACAGAGACAUGGUCUGACUGAAAACGAACAGAUUCGAAGAGAGUUUGCAGACACCAUCCAGCUGUGUGAAACUCUUGCUUCAGAGAAGGACAUGGUGGUCGCUGAACGUGACUAUCUGAAGCAGGAGUUGGGGAUGUUUAUCGAGCAGACAGAACGUCUGGAGAAGGAGAAAGCUGCUCUGUCGCAGGAGCUGGAGGAAAAGAGGGAGACGGAUGAGUUCAAAUCUCUGGAGGAGGAGUUCAAGAAAGAGCAGGAGCUCGAGGUGCAAAAUGAAAUAUCUAGCUAUAAGAAGGUCAUAGAAUCGACUGAAGUCAAGUGCCAGGAGCUUCAGAACAAGGUAGAUACUCUGUCUGAGGAGAUACUGAAGAAAACAAAAUCAGCGGAGCAACUUCAGAGAAUGAGCGGAGAGGAACUUGUGCAGGAGGUGGCAAAGCUUCGUCGCUCUCUGGAUGAUGCAGAGGGAGUCAGCAGAGAUACAAAGAAGGAAUGGGCUGUCUUGCGCAGCCAAAACAUUACUUUGGAGGAGAUAAAGGUGACCCUCACUUCGAACCUUGAGAAGAUGGAAGCUGAGGUUAACAGCCUGUGUUCUCAACUUGAAAUUGAGAAGUCACGCUACAGAAAAAUGGAAAGUGAUCUCCAAAAAGAGCUGACUGUUACAUUUGAUGAGAACACUAAGCUCACUAAUCUGCUUGAUGGCAAAGUCCCAAAAAAUCUAAUAGACUGUGUGGAAUUUGAGAGAACAGUGGCCACUCUGAGUGAAGAGCUUACAGCAUCUCGUGAAGCAGAGGGAGCUCUCAGAGUGCAGCUGGAGGAGCUGGCUUCAUCUCAAACUCCACAUAAGGUUGACAACUUGAUGAAGCAGGUUUGUGAGUUGAGCGAGGAGUUGUCUGCAGUUCAGAGUCAGAGGGAAAGUCUGCUGUCGGCCCAAGCUCAGUAUCAGGAGGAAGCACAGCAGCUCCAAGGCCUCCUGCAGAUAUCUCACGAUGAGAGAGUGAAAAUUCAAGCAGACCUUAGUGCUGCUGCUCUGAGGGAGCAGGAGCUGAUCCUGCAUUGUACUGAUGUAUCACAGCAGCUGAAUUCACUUCACUCAGACCGGGAGCGCUCUGAUCCUGAGAUUCAGUUUGAAGAGAUAUGCUUGAAAUUGGAGGAGAGUGACCAGCAAAGAGCAUUACUAGUAGAAAAAGUGAAUGAGAUGCAGCAGCUGAUAGAGGAGUUGAGAACAGCUCUGGAGAAGAACAGAGAACAGAAGGAGCUCCUCAGUCAUUUGGAGACAUUACAAAAAUCUGAAGUGGAUGGAGCUCUCACUGAGAAGAGCGCACAGCUGGAAGCGAGACAAAAACAAUUGGAGGAGAGUGACCAGCAAAGAGCAUUACUAGUAGAAAAAGUGAAUGAGAUGCAGCAGCUGAUAAAGCAUUUGGAGAAGAAGCUUGYGGACAGUGAAGUUUCCAGAACCGCACAGGAGGAAAUCAGCAAAGAACUUCAAGAACAACUGAAGCAGCAGAYUCAAGUGCUUCAAUGUGUGCAAGCUGAGAAAGAAGCUCUCCUGUCUGAGCGGAAAGCUGAAACUCCGAACUCUGCAGAAGAGAUGGACCAGCUGCUCUCUACACUAACGUCUGUGACUGCAGAGAGAGACCAGCUCAAGAYGGACCUGCAGGAAAAUGUGGAGAUGAUGAUUGAAAAUCAGGAGGAGUUGAGAACAGCUCUGGAGAAGAACAGAGAACAGAAGGAGCUCCUCAGUCAUUUGGAGACAUUACAGAAAUCAGAAGUGGAUGGAGCUCUCAUUGAGAUGAGUGCACAGCUGGAAGCGCAACAAAAACAAAUAAAGUCUCUAACAGAGCAAGUAGAGAAUUCUGAAACCAGCUUUCCAAGCUCCUCGGAGGAGAACGCGAAGCUGCUGUGCAGGGUGACAUCGCUCUGUGAGGAGAGGGACCAGCUGCAGGAGACACUGCAGGAACUGAGGCAGGAGAACCAGCAGCUCAGAGCAGAACUGGAGGACAGGAUGGAGACCCUGCAGUGUGAGGUGAAAACUUUAACAGAGAAACUGGAAAGCACUGAAACAGAGCGAGACAGUCAGCUCUGUUACAAGGAAGCCAGCUUUCAGAGCUCCUCUGAGGAGAAGGAGAAGCUGCUGUGCAGGGUGACGUCUCUCUCUGAGGAGAGGGACCAGGUGAAAACUUUAACAGAGAAACUGGAAAGCACUGAAACAGAGCGAGACAGUCUGCUCAGUCACAAGGAAGCCAGCUUUCAGAGCUCCUCUGAAGAGAAGGAGAAGCUGCUGUGCAGGGUAAUGUCUCUCUGUGAGGAGAGGGACCAGCUGCAGGAGACACUGCAGGAACUGAGAAAGGAGAAUCAGCAGCUCAGAGCAGAGCUGGAGGACAGGAUGGAGAACCUGCAGUGUGAGUUGCUCAGAGCAGAUCGAGGCUCCACUGGAGUCGAGGUGACGGUGUCAUCAAGGCUGAACGACUCCACCAGGCAGCUUCAGGAGACCUUCAGAGGAUUUGAACACUUUAUAGACAAGUGUUCCAAAUACAUCUCCAUACCCAUGGACAAGGUUUUGAGGGUGCAGAGUGGCUUGAACCAUGGUUAUCUGACCUCUCUUCCAAAAUCCACCAUGAGUGCCUACACUGCUAUAUGUCAGCUGGGACUCGAUACUGUUCAGACUCUGGGAAACAUUGUAGUGUGCCUACAGGUGAAGGCCCAGGAUUUCCGGAAUCGGUUUGAGGAGUUGGUAAAGAAAGACUUGUCUGUUUUUGAGGAAAGGCGGCUGCAGGAUGUGCUGCUGUGCAGAGUGCAGGCACCCAGCUUCUCUGUCAAAGAUGAGGACUUCCAUACUGUGUGGGAACACAGACUGACUGAGCUACUGGACAAGAGGGAGCUCUACCAGCAGAAAAUGUCCAUCAUUUUGGAGAAGUUCUUGGACAAUGUGGCUUCUCAUCCCAAUGAGUUGUCAGCCGAGAUCACACUGAGGGAGAGGUUCAAGGAGCAGCUACAGGGCACAAUCAGUACCCAGCCAAUCAGCUUCGGUGAACUUGAUAGCAUCCUCAGCUGUGAGCUGGACCGCAGAGCUGCCCUGGCACACAGCAAGAAGAUGAUCCUGCAGGACAUCACUGCUGAACAGAGUGUUCUGAGUGAAGAGCUGAAGCUGCUGGAGGCUCAGGCUUGUUUUCAGCUCAGAGAGGAGAAAAGCAAAAGUUCCACUCUGCUGCAGGCGAUUGAGGGAGCUCCUCUGAAAACAGAGCUCUCCUUGCUGAAGGACAACCAGAACCUUCUUAUUCAACUCAAGCACACUGAAGAAAAAGUCAAAGCACUUCAUGUACAAAAUGAGCAGCUUGAAGAGGCUCAGAUCCAAGCCAAAGACAUGCUGUCCAGCCAUAAGCAGGCCACCCAGCUCCUGCAGACAGAGCUGCAGGACAGCCGUGCCCAACAUGAUGAGAAGGAGAUGACGAUCAAAACGCUAAGGGGCAAACUGCAAGAGUGUGAGAAAAGAGCUUCACCCAGUGCUGUUGAGCUGGAAAAUCUCCAGACCAAACUGUUCAAAAUGGAGGUGGAGUUGAGUUCAGCAUCUGAUAAACACCAACAAGAGAUCCAGAAAAUGAGUACAGUGCUGGCUGUAAAAGAAGAAUCCCUAAGGAAUCUGAAGGAGACAUUGAGGAGGUUACAACAGCAGGGAGAGGAGUCAUUCUUACAGGGUGAGGACCUUCACACUAAACUGACCAACACCAGAGGUUUGGUGAUCAAGAGCAGCAUUCUGCUGGACAAGGCCAAACUUGAGGAGGAAGUCAAACAGCUUUACCUUAAAAUAACUGAGCUGGAAUGUUUGGUGUCUACUCAGCAGACAGAGAUUAGCAAGUGGAAGAGCCGAGCCAUCAGUCUGAAGGUAAAGAGUAAAGUUGAAGUGGACAAGCCUUCAUCACCCUGCACUACUGCCAAGAGAGGGCCACAAGAGACCGCAGACUCCAGCUUCCUCAGCUCACCUAAGAAGUUUGUGGUUACUUCUAGGAAGAUUCUAGACUCUCCUAGGAAGGUGAUGGACUUUCCAAAGGUCUAUCAGCUCCACUCCCCCAAAAGCAGAUUAUUUGAUGUGGGUGGGAGCUCGGACCUGCUGUCAAGAACCUAUCCCAAGCAAUUCUUUGAUAACUCCAGCCUUGGCACCAUUCCAGAGGUCUCCCAUGUUCCUGAUACUCCAGACGCAGAGAGGGAUGCAGCUGCAGGUGUUGAUGCAGCCAGAAAGGACGAGUGGUGGCCUCAGUCUCCAAAACAAGAGGACAUGUGUAAAACACAGUAAAAUCACCUGUAAUAUUUUAAAAGGCUGUGUUACUCAUUAUUUCUGUUUCUGUAUUGUUUUUGUUCUCUUUGUUUUUGUCUUUUUCCAACUUAGAUAAUAAAGGUUAGUCAUACUUAAUAAUUAAUAUCUGUUGUCUCCUUCACAUUUAAACCUGCUUGCUUGUUUCUAAUAAACCUAAUAGAAAUGCAAA